This is a messenger RNA of Microthlaspi erraticum, 726 nucleotides long. Lineage: Eukaryota; Viridiplantae; Streptophyta; Magnoliopsida; Brassicales; Brassicaceae. The record is from the annotation of a GenBank genome assembly.
AUGACCUUGUUCCCCACCAAGUUUGAAAAUGGGAAGAUUGAGUACAAGAUAAGGUACAAGGGGAGAUCAAGGCCAUUCUCUAGAGCCAAGGCCUUGACUUCAGAACAGUCCAGGGACCCAACCAAGCUAAAGGAGCUUCUGUCUCAAGUGACAAGAAGCCAGCUCGACCGACAGCUCGAUCGAGCUAGAAACAAGGGCAACUCGAUCGAGUUCCACAACUCGACCGAGAAAAGGAGUUAUAGCCAAAAGAGUGAAGACUGUCCCGGCUCUAUCGAGAACCGCGCCAAGCCGUGCAGAGCGGCCGGCCGAGGAAACGAAGUUCGGCCAAAGUUCGAUUCAUCCGGCCGAUCACGCAUCACGACCCGGGAAACAAUGUCCCGCGGUCGGCCAACCACACCACUCACGACAGCCGCGCACGACCACGCCGCGCGAGCCGGGAAGCAACGCCUCGCGGCCGCGCGACGUAACUCACGUACCACGGCCGAUGCGCCGUCCGAGCCGGGAAGCCACGUCCCGCGUCCGGCCGAGAAACAUCGGCCAAUCCUUCACCCGUCCGACCACGCCGGCCGACCGAGAAAUCAUCCGGCCACGACCGUUCCGAUCGACCACGACCCGACUGUCCGGCCGACCGUCCCGACCGACCGUCCGAACGCCGCGGUCGACCCGAAGCCGUUUUUGAAGCCCAAUCCGCACAAUUCAAGCCCAAAGCCGGCGCCGACUAGCUAG